This is a messenger RNA of Chlamydomonas reinhardtii, 3838 nucleotides long. RefSeq lists its product as uncharacterized. The transcript has 4 exons. Bases 146 to 2764 code for a protein of 872 amino acids. Lineage: Eukaryota; Viridiplantae; Chlorophyta; Chlorophyceae; Chlamydomonadales; Chlamydomonadaceae. The record is from RefSeq and is a predicted model, not a curated record.
AUGAACAAGUUUGGGACCAGCGCCCGCCAGCGUAAACUGAGCGAUGACUCAAAAGUUCAGUCAAAGGUUCGCCCCUCCAUUUGUCCAAACUCAAUUGGCGUAGCUGCUGACCUAUGGCUCUAGCUUAAUACUUUGAGUAGCUCGAAUGAGCGGGGUAGCUGCGGAAGAGCCACAGGAGACGGAGGUCCGAGUAGCGCCUCCGGUCUCGGCUAGUCGCCGCCCCUCGCGGGGACCUCUGGGUGUCACGCGCAGCGCACAAAAUGAGUUCAAGCGGUGGUAUGCAGCUGGACAGAACUACCACUACGCAGCGGCAAACUGGCUUGCGCUGCGCGAGGGCGAGGAAGGCGCAGCAGCCCCGGAGCUUUCUAAGCACAGCUUCACAGGCCUGCACGGUAUCAGCUCACGGCGCGGGCGGGUAGUUGCGGCCCGCUGCCUGGCCUUCACGCCGCCCGCCUCAGCGCCCACCUCCGCGGCACCCUCUGCCCCGACCUCGCCCCAGCGUCGGGAGGCUGAGGCAAGGCCCAGAGGCCGCCUGCUGCCCCCCCGCGCGCUUGAGGAGCUGUCUGCGGCCCGACCCAGUUCGCAUGCGGAGCUGCCGCCCUCGGGCUCGCGCGUGCGAAGCCUGCUGCAGAAGCUGGAGGCAGCUGCAGGGCAGCUGCGGCUGUCGUGCAACGAAGAGCGCCUGGAGGAGGUGCGGCGGCGGCUGCGCCCGCAGGCCUCGGCGCCGGCCCGGGGAGCGCACGGCGAGGAGGGCGCUGCCAAACAGCCGGCGCUGGCGAGCUAUGCCUCGUUGCAGGGGCGCUGCUGGCUGCCGGCAGCCGGGCGGCCAGAACUCUCAGACCUGUCGUGUCGCCUCAGCAUCGAUUGCAGUGCUGCGAGCAUGACCGAGCGCAGCAGCAGCGCCAGUGCCGGGUCAGAGCGCUCGGACGACUGUGGCAGUGGGUGCGGUAGCGGUAGCACUUCGGCGUCGAAUAGUAUUGGUGGCUUAGACAUUGAAAGCCGCUGGGGAGUGGCCACCAGCUCGGGCUGGCGCGGUUCAUCCAGUCAACAGCUCAGCAAGCUGUGCACCACUUCCUGCGAUGUCGGCGACACGAGUAUUGGUGGUGGCUGCAGUAGCAGUGCAAGCAGCCCGCCCGCCGCACGCUUGCCUUCCUGCCACAGCUGGCGCAGCACCUGCCUGCGACAGCCCUUGCCAGCGCGCACAAGGGAUGGCGGGGACAGCCGUGUAGCCGCGGCCGAUUGUGAGGUGCCCUGUGCGCCACACAGCCAAAGCGUGGGGCCCUCGUCUGCCGGAUGCCGGGGCUCAGGUUGGGCAUGUACUGCCCAGGACGGCGACGGCUGCCCGGUGGUUUCAGGCCAGGAAGCGAAGCCUGUUACAGCUGUUCCCGCCUGCGGCAGGGCCCCGAGCACGGCCGCUUUUCCAGCCACCGCCGCCUCCGUUUCAAUUCUGGAGGCCAGCGCUAGCCCGGACACUUUAGCGCGGCAGCACAUGUGCAGCACAACGGAGGGCACGUGGUAUGGCGACGGCGCUGGCUGGGAGGCGCAACGGGCGUCCACAUUGGACGAGGAGACUGCGCGAGCCGCCGCAGGUUCUCUUGCGGCUGCACCUCACAGGCCGAAAGCACUUUGCUUGAGCACAGCCCCAAUUACGUUUCCGGGCAACCUGGGGUGCUGCACCCCAACUCGCCACACACCCAGCGCCUUCGGCGUGCCAAGCAGGCAUGGAGCAGGCGGGCAGGGCUCACCGCUGAGUGCGUCAUCGCCAACGCAUUCCACGCCGCCUGCGUUGUUGGAACCCAUCUUUCAGGCUUUGGGGCCGAAGGCCGCGCCUGCCGCACCCAUGCCAACAGCGCCCCCGCAGGGGCUGAAGCGCAGCAGCACGUCAGGUAGCGAUGUCGAGGACGGCAGCAGCAGCGCAGCGGCCUUGAAUUCGGCAGCCCCUCAGCGAGGGGCCGCGGAUGUGGCCGGCGGGACAGCCGGGGCCGGGGCGGCUACGCCCGCACGCCAGCCCUCGGUUGGCCGUCGGCGGCGCGCGGAGGCCGUGCCGGUGCUUGAGCCGCACGACCUCUUCCUUGCACAGCUGCUAGCCUCGCCGCAGUCACCGGCACCCCCGGCGCUCGCGUCCCGCGGCACUGGCGGAUCCUCCCUGUGGACCUGGGGCCGCACCCUGGCAGGUCUGGGGCGCCGGCGCAACCUGUGGGGUGCAGCAGACAGCAAGGACGCGGCAGGUGCCGGUGCAGCUGAGGCUACGGCAGGGGCUGAGCGCCUGGACGCAGGCAGCGCGGCGGCAGCGCAGCCAUCAGGCCGUGGCGACCCGACUGAGGACUUGCUGCCCCGCUUCGGUUCCGAGGCCCGGUUCGUAAUGAAGCCGCGGGGAGGAAGCGCUGGGAUGCAGCCCAGCAAUGCCAACCAUGGAGGUGAUGGCCAGGGCACCACGCACGUGUUGGGGCGUGCAGCUUCCAUGAGCAGCGCACACAGCGCCGCACCUUCUGGCCCAGAUACUAUGGCCGUGCACCGCCAGCUGCAAUCGGCUGCGGCCAAGCGGAGGCUUGGCGCAGGCCUCUCAGGCAGCCCGACGCCGCAGCACCCACUGCUGGAGCGGGCGCAGCAGCCGGCGCAGCCGCAGCGGUCGUGGCGGGGCUGGUCGUUCCGGGCGCCUCAGCGGUUCGCCGCGCUCGCGGGCGACAGCACUGCGCUGCAAUACGACCUGGACGUGCUCCGGGAGCUGGAGCAGGGCUGGAGCUCGCAGUGUGCAAUGCAGUGACGAGUGCAGCGUCCGGUGCAACAUCUGGAGCGCAGUCAAGUCAGCGUUGGUCAUUACUGGGUGCAUGCAUGUGCGUGUGUGCAGUGUCAGUGGUUGUGCAGUGACUGCCAUGAGGGGCGUUGGGCUGGCGAUAGCAGCGGCUAGUAGCACGCGCGUAGGUUACGUACUGAUUGCAAUUUGAACCAGACUUGUAGCCAGCAUAUGCUUACGGUCAUCAAGGCAUUUUUGGGCCGAAUAAGGUUUCUCAUCGGAUAGUCCCUUCUUGGACUGUUGCAUUCAUAGCUAGAACCCUGUGCUUAGGGGCAAUAGUGCCUGCAGAGUAGGUUCGGGGUGCAUUGGCUAGAGACGCGGGCUAAUACUCCAGCUAGCUCUUAGAGCAAGGGCUGCUACAUGACGUGGACACUUACCUGAGUAUUUGGACGAAGAUACGGUAGAUAUGCUGCAGAUGCAUGCGUGAUGGUCGUUUCUACAUUCGGGUGGUCCCUGCAAUCGUUCCCCAAUUUUGAGACUCGAACUAGCCAAGUUGGUUGCCUGUGCCGGCGGCGUAUCCAAAGGCAUGUGUGGGCUAUUGCUUAGCCCGGUAAACUAAAUGCAAAUGCCGGACGGUUGUGAAACCGCAUUUAAGGCGCACUUGGCUAGCUGUUGUAGGAUGUGCAUCUGCAGUACCUUGUGUGUAUGGACAUGACAUGCCGGUACGGCGGUAGCCUGCCAUGGGCGGCCUGAUGGCGAGCAAGCAGGCGCUCUGCUGCAAUGCGCCAUCACAGGGUGUGGACAUCGUGGAGAGAAGCGGCUGGACGCCACAGGAGUCAACCUGGCCUAGGAACCGGCCGUGUGCCCGUGGGUGGGUGGCGCGGAGGCAUGUUGCCAGCAUACAGGCAUAUCAUGCCAUGGUAGCCAUUAGGUACAUGGUAUGCGUGUGUGCACGAUCGGGUCGUGGCAUGUCGUGACAUCCCAUAAGCAUUUACGGAAGCCGCUGGUCUUGCGAUGAACUGCACCUGGACUGUACGGCAUGAACCGCACGAAUGCAGCUGUGCACGUGCAAUGCCAUCCGCAAGGUCAUGUCCAUGCUUCUAG